Molecule: messenger RNA, 1327 nt
Organism: Manduca sexta (tobacco hornworm)
Lineage: Eukaryota; Metazoa; Arthropoda; Insecta; Lepidoptera; Sphingidae
Gene: serpin-9
Product: antichymotrypsin-1
Exons: 9
Coding region: 131-1300 (389 amino acids)
Molecular function (GO): serine-type endopeptidase inhibitor activity
Source: RefSeq, a predicted model, not a curated record
UUCUAUACAUUUCAGAAUAAAUACUUGCUGAUUCAUACAAACAUCACUCAUUGAAAACACGAACCUAAUUCAGUACCGUACCCAAUCUCGUGCGAAUUGUUCGGUUUCGUGCCUCUUAAGAAACAUUACUAUGUCUGUGAUUCCCCGAGAGCUGUUCUUGCGUUUCCGAGGCCCUGAACCGAUACAGAGGACGCCGCUCGGAGAUGCGAUUGAUAAAGCCACGCUCAAACUGCUGCAGGAAGCGUUCAUAUCAUCGAGCGACAAGAACGUAGUGACCUCGCCCUUGGGGGUGAUGAUCCUCCUAUCACUAUACAACACUGGCGCCGGUGAGGAGACCCAACAAGAGAUCAACAACUACCUGGGCGGCGCAUGUCCUGCCGAGUUAGCCGAAUCAUACAGCGGUCUAAGCCGCAAGUUUUCUACAUUGAACCCUGAAUGCCUGACGGUUGCCAACAAAAUAUACGUAAAUAAUAAAUUCACUCUGUGGGAGAAAUUCUCUGAAAUCGCGCGCAACUCCUACCACAGCGGAGUCGAUAAGAUUAACGUCCAAGCACCCGCGGCAGCUGCCGCUCUCAUCAAUGAAUGGGCGGAGAACAUGACCAGGGGCCAUAUAAAAAACGCUAUGGCCGAAAGUGACAUAAAACCCAGCGUUACUGCCGUUCUUAUCAACGUCAUAUUUUUCCAGGGUCACUGGUCCGUGCCAUUUAAAGCAACAGACACCAAAGAGAAAGAUUUCCACACGUCUGAUGGCAAUGUUAUCAAAAAACCGAUGAUGCAUUUAUUGCGGGCUUUCAAAUACACCAAGUGCGCGAACAUACCAGCUAGAAUGAUUGAACUGCCGUAUAAAGAGGAAGGAUUCCGCAUGAUUGUUGUGCUCCCGAAUGAGAUUGAUGGUUUGCCCGCUGUAGUGGAGCAGGUGGCGAAAACCGGUCUGCUAGACGACAUCUUCAAUCUGCGAGUUGAAGAUAGAGUUGACUUGGAUAUGCCGAAAUUUAAUAUCGAAAAUAGUUUGGAUCUGCAAGAUCUUCUCAGCAAGAUUGGUGUGAAGGCAAUAUUUUCCGAGGCAGCACCAGGCAUCGUGAAAGAUGAUUUUAUCAAUGUAACAAAGGCUAUUCAGAAAGCUUUCGUUAAAGUAGACGAAGAGGGUGCAAUCGCAGGCGCGUUUACUGCAUUUGUAACGUGCAGAACGACGUCUGUCUACAUCCCACCACCACCUGUGAAGUUCACCGUGGAUCGCCCUUUCCUAUUUAUGAUCUUACACGAAGAUAUAAUAUUAUUUGUUGGUACUUUGAGUAAAUAAUGUACAAAAAUCUUUAAAAUAAAUUAU